Nannospalax galili (Upper Galilee mountains blind mole rat) is the source of this 3223-nucleotide messenger RNA. RefSeq names its product p21 (RAC1) activated kinase 1 (gene Pak1). The record is from RefSeq and is a predicted model, not a curated record. Lineage: Eukaryota; Metazoa; Chordata; Mammalia; Rodentia; Spalacidae. Gene Ontology annotation, biological process: protein phosphorylation; regulation of axonogenesis; intracellular signal transduction. The transcript has 15 exons. Gene Ontology annotation, molecular function: ATP binding; protein serine/threonine kinase activity. Bases 392 to 2026 code for a protein of 544 amino acids. Gene Ontology annotation, cellular component: cytoplasm.
GGGCCGGAGGGCGCGGCGGCCUUGCGGCCGCUCCGGUACAAUAGCUCCGCUGCGGCCGAAGGUGCGGGCUCCAGCGCGGACACCCCUCGCCUUCCCUACUCGUUCCCGCUAGUCUCGGUCCCAGGCUGCCCGGUCUCGCCGCGGACGCUGUCCUUGCUCCGGGCUCCCCGGCUCAGCGCCACCUCCGCGCCCGCCGCGCGCGCCCAGCCCCCUGCAGCCGGCUGGCUCCGGCCCUCCGCGUCCCGCCCUCGCCGACCUGAGGGGCUCCCGGCGGGAGGAGGGGCCCGGCGGCCACCGGUGCACACUCGCGCUCAUCCCGGCUCGGCCGCCGCCACCGGCAGGAGGAGGAGGAACCGAGCGAGCGCGGAAGUAGCUGCUGGUGGUGGUGACAAUGUCAAAUAACGGUUUAGACAUCCAAGACAAACCCCCAGCCCCUCCAAUGAGAAACACCAGCACUAUGAUUGGAGCUGGCAGCAAAGACGCCGGAACCCUAAACCACGGCUCCAAGCCUCUGCCUCCAAACCCAGAGGAGAAGAAGAAGAAGGACCGAUUUUACCGCUCCAUCUUACCUGGAGAUAAAACAAAUAAGAAGAAGGAGAAGGAGCGGCCAGAAAUUUCUCUUCCUUCAGAUUUUGAGCAUACAAUUCAUGUUGGUUUUGAUGCUGUCACAGGGGAGUUUACGGGGAUGCCAGAGCAAUGGGCCCGCUUGCUUCAAACAUCAAAUAUCACUAAGUCAGAGCAGAAGAAAAACCCACAGGCUGUUCUGGAUGUGUUGGAAUUUUAUAACUCUAAGAAGACCUCCAAUAGUCAGAAGUACAUGAGCUUUACAGAUAAGUCAGCUGAAGACUAUAAUUCUUCUAACACUUUGAAUGUGAAGACUGUGUCUGAGACCCCAGCAGUGCCACCAGUUUCAGAAGAUGAAGAUGAUGACGAUGAUGCUACCCCACCUCCAGUGAUUGCUCCACGCCCAGAGCACACAAAAUCUGUAUAUACACGAUCUGUGAUCGAACCACUUCCUGUUACUCCAACUCGUGAUGUGGCUACAUCUCCCAUUUCACCUACUGAGAAUAACACCACUCCGCCAGAUGCUUUGACUCGGAAUACUGAGAAGCAGAAGAAGAAGCCUAAAAUGUCUGAUGAGGAGAUCUUGGAGAAAUUACGGAGCAUAGUGAGUGUGGGCGAUCCUAAGAAGAAGUAUACACGGUUUGAGAAGAUUGGACAAGGUGCUUCAGGCACCGUGUAUACUGCAAUGGAUGUGGCCACAGGACAGGAGGUGGCCAUUAAACAGAUGAAUCUCCAGCAGCAACCGAAGAAAGAGCUGAUUAUUAAUGAGAUUCUGGUCAUGAGGGAAAACAAGAACCCAAAUAUUGUGAACUACUUGGACAGUUACCUUGUGGGAGAUGAACUAUGGGUUGUCAUGGAAUACUUGGCUGGAGGCUCCCUGACAGAUGUCGUGACAGAAACCUGUAUGGAUGAAGGCCAGAUAGCAGCUGUAUGUCGUGAGUGUCUACAGGCUUUGGAGUUCCUGCAUUCAAACCAAGUCAUUCACAGAGACAUCAAGAGUGACAAUAUUCUGCUAGGAAUGGAUGGCUCUGUCAAGUUAACUGACUUUGGAUUCUGUGCACAGAUCACGCCAGAGCAGAGCAAACGGAGCACCAUGGUAGGAACUCCAUAUUGGAUGGCACCCGAGGUUGUGACGCGGAAGGCCUAUGGACCCAAGGUUGACAUCUGGUCUCUGGGCAUCAUGGCCAUUGAAAUGAUUGAGGGGGAGCCCCCAUACCUCAAUGAAAACCCUUUGAGAGCCUUGUACCUCAUUGCCACCAACGGGACCCCAGAGCUGCAGAACCCAGAGAAGCUGUCGGCUAUUUUCCGGGACUUUUUGAACCGCUGUCUUGAGAUGGAUGUGGAGAAGAGGGGUUCAGCCAAAGAGCUACUGCAGCAUCAGUUCCUGAAGAUUGCCAAGCCCCUCUCCAGCCUCACUCCACUGAUUGCUGCAGCAAAGGAGGCAACCAAGAACAAUCACUAAAACCACACUCAUCCCAGCCUCUUGUGCCAAGUCUUUUGUGAAGUAAACACUCAUUUCAGAAACUCCAGCCCCCGAGGCCCUCUUCUCCUUACCUUGCUCCUCCCAUUUCCUGAUCUAGUGCUCUCAAUACUUUGAUCUCUGGAAACCAUGUGUUCAGCACUGAAGAGAGCUGCAACUGGAUGCAGCAAGAGCCAUUUCAGAUAAGGAAUUCCCUUCCAGUCUAUGGGCAUGAGGGUGAUUUAUGAGCAAGGGUUUUCAUGAAUAAACCAACCUAUUUCUUAAAAGCAAAAUCUUGAGCACCCCCAUUCCUUACCCCUCACAAUCAGUUCUUGGCUGUAAAUUUAUAGUUUGAUAGCAUUAUUAAUUUGCAAUCUGUUGAAAUUUCUUUAGAGCUUGCUUUUCUGUGACCAAACUUCCCAGACACCUCAUUAUAUUUGAAAACUAUAACAGCUUGGGAAUGGCCUGGGGUCUGAUAAUCUGCCAGGGACAUUAAGUGGCUCUGUUUCCUGGACCAUGACUUUGGCACAGCUCAUCCCAACAUGGGAGAACUACCAUGUUUUUCUUUGUGUAUGCUUCUAGCAGCUGUUGGGGAGAACCGUGACCCAGUAGUGUUCCCAUGCUAUUUCUAGUGAAAUGGUCUUGGCUAUGUAGCAGCUUUUUAUUCCCUGCAUCCCCUAGGUGGCUGCUCCCAUUCUGUCCUUGUUUAUAGCAUUGAGAGGUUUCCUAGAGCACAUGUUGAGUGAGAGCAGUGUGAGAAGUCAAGAGAAAAACAUCUAGCUGCUUUUAGAGCAAGGCCGGGCAAGUACUUGUCCAGCUAUACUUAGGUGAUGUUUCAAGAUCUCAGCCUCUUCCAAGAGCUGAAAGAAUACUUGAGUCAGAAGAAAGGGUCUCCAACUGAGACUACCUGUUGGUUUGGGAAGGAUUUGGUGACCUGAGAGGAUGUGCUACCAGCCAUAAGGGGACCCUGUUUACAUGCAUGGCCAAGCUCUCUGUGAAUGGAAAUGCUUACUCUAGGUGUUAGGGAUGUUGCUCCCUCCUAUCUUUGUGGGUUUGGUUCUCCCACUGUGGUAGGAUGCCUGGCCAGCAUUGUGGCUUGUCAUGUCAGCCCCACCAACUACCUUGUCAUGCUCUGAGGUACCACUGCCUUAGCAGCACAAGUUUCUAUUUCCUUCAAUAAAAGGAGAUGAAAAUACUCUA